Molecule: messenger RNA, 2838 nt
Organism: Epithele typhae
Lineage: Eukaryota; Fungi; Basidiomycota; Agaricomycetes; Polyporales; Epitheliaceae
Exons: 8
Coding region: 1-2838 (945 amino acids)
Source: RefSeq, a predicted model, not a curated record
AUGCCUCCACUCCUCCACCCCGCUACGGACCCCCCCACGGUCGAGUUCAAGACGUGGAAGUGGACAUCCACUGAAGAAUCGCUGCUGCAAACCCACAUUGCUUCCUGGAGACUUCUCAGAGAACUCGCGGUGCAGUUUCUCCAAGACAGAGGGGUGGGGAAUGCCAGCAUGGAGCUGAUUGGGGGCAUUGUGGUUCAGAAGCUCCAAGUUUGGUUCACGAACAAAGCCUCCACUCGGAAACAGCCGCAAUCGGAGCCGUGGUCCGGCGUCCGGCUUCCCGGGGCAUAUGCGCUAUGGCAAAAAGAGCCGGAGGUUUUGGAGGAGGCCAAGCAACUCAUGACUGCAUUGACCCUCUCGGGUGUCGGUGGGCAGUCGAAGGCUCUCUCACAACUCUGGGCGGAGACUCCUGAUGAGAUCAAGAGUGAAUGGGAGGCGAAGGCGCUGGGGAUACGGGAGGAUGGUGGGACGGAUGAGGACAAGCGCAGUUUUUCCAAAGACAAUGGGCUGAAGGUGAUGGACAAUGCAACCUCGUAUCUCCACAAGAACGGCAGCAUCUGCUCCUUCAUGCUCGGCAUGUGGAAGGAUGAAAACGGCAAAAUAGACGUCUUCUACUCCGACACAACCCAGCACUUGAACCGCUCCAAUCACUCCGUGCUUUCUCAGGCGAAGUGGCCUGACCUUGAAUCUCUGCCUGGGUUUAAAGAAAACACUCUGAAGACGCUGUUCAAGCUCUACGAGCUCAUCCUGAAUGGGGCAGCCCAGACGAGGUCCUGGGCGCCCUGGGCGCCCCCGCCCCUAAGACCGCGAAGGCUUUCUUUCAAGGCCAGCAUGCCGGCGCUAUUCUUACCUGGCGCUGAGGGAGCCAUCAAGAAGAUCGUCAAUGAAUGGUUAAGAAUUCAUUUCGGUCUGGCAAGCGGGACGGGGAAGAAGUGGCUGGGACCCAUUCCGUGGACUUGGAUCAAGGCGAACUUGGAUCUCGUGUUUGGCACGGGGUGGCACACGCCCGAGCUCGCCCAGUCUCUGACCACAAUUGACCAAAUGCCUGUCGCCACACUGGUGGAAUGGGCUCAGCUUGUCAUCUUGAAGGAAGCCCCUGCGCUCGCAAAUGUGCCAGAUGAUCCCGAUUGGGCGGAGCUUGGUCCGAACACGCGCUUCAUCCCCUCCCCUGGCCAGUUUUCGGUGAAGGCAUUCUGGACAGGUAGCCGGACUGCAGUCGUCCCGGUGCCAGUGACCGAGUAUGUCUCUUUUGCAAACGAUGCCGCCGCUAGGCCCCAGGAGGCUCCAGGCGGCGGGGUUAUGGGAAACAAGCAGAGGGACAAAGGCAAGCGCAAGCAGGCAGCAGACAGCAAUGCUCCACACACCAUAGCACCCGCCCUGGCAGCAAAUCCAUCAACCGAACUAACACCGGAGACCACGCCUUUUGUGGUCGCUUCUGGGUCUUCCUCACCGGCGGGUCCCCCACUGGAUCCGAGCGAGACACUUGGCGCUUUCGGUGCGGUGACUGCCGACCCUGUCGCCCACUUUUCCCCACCCCAUGCUGGUGACCAUUGCGGAGGAGCAAACUCAGGAGGGGUGUCGGCCGAGGAAACACUGGCCCCGGGUUGGACUUAUGACGCCGCGACGUGGAGCGUGGGCCCCAGUGGCUUCAUCAACGGCGGCUCCGUCGACCACGCCGGCCUGCAGCAUGCGCCAUUGGCUAGCACCAGCGCCGAUGUGGGGAUGAGCCUCGAACAUUCUCUAGACUUCGAUGCGGCAGCCGUGGAAGCUGCUGUCACAAGCAUCUCUUUCAGUGAGCUGCUGGCCGAAAUGGAGUCGGCGCCACCCAAUACAAAGACCGCUCCUUGGCCUCCAUCCCCGAAGCCGCUCCAGUUCUGUGAUCUCGACCCUCAAAAACCCCCGCCUUCAAUCGUGCUCGCGCCAGGGGCGACAAAAACGCGAAAAGAGUUCUUGCAGGCUCUCGACAGUGGGAGGGAGUACAGACACCUCUUGAAGAGACUCGGCGAUGCGCUGUGCGAGGAUGUCGAAGUCACUCCCGACGAUGCUGUCCCCUGGGCAAUUUGGCAGAAUUCCAACGGCUUCGUCGGUGGCGCCCUGUACCGGGACUCAACUGGUUUUGACCAGGCCCUCAGCUGGCUGACGGCCCAAUCUAAGCAGGCCGUCAGAAGCGGAGCCCAGAUGCAGCGGUUCUGUCUCGCCCUCGGCCUGCUGAAGAGGGAUCUCUGGCGAUGCACGGAGUUUGAGGAGCUGGAUAACCCUCCCAUGGAGCCCACGUUCGCUUACGAUGCCUACCAGCUUGUCAACGUGGGGCAGCCCAUCCUCCUGCCUGAAGACAGCUCUCUGGAAGACCGGCUGAGCCUCCUGGAGGGGGUCGCAAAGAGCUACGCCCCGAAGCGAUCUACAAGAGAUGCCCCUCUUCAAACCCGCCGGAUAAUGCCUCGCACAGGAGGGGCGCCGAGCACCCCCCAAAACCCGCCUGCGCCAGUGGAUCCAGGGCCUGCCUGUGCCGGGGCUGAGGCCCCCUCUUUCACAGCCCCGCCCGGGCUGCCACCGCCCGCCCUGCGGCGAACUACGCGAACGGCCCACCCCGCAGCCAAAACCCUCACGCCCUCACAAGGUGGGGAGAAUGGUUUCAAAGACCUCCCUAACGACAGGCCACGGCGGCCGCCUCCGUCGAAGGGCAAGAAACCAGUGAGCUCCGGAAAUGCUACUGGGCCGCCCAUGGCUUCAUCGCCGAAGAAAAGGGCGGGAGGACCCGCCGCGCCCCAGCCGCGCGCAAAAAGGCCGAAGGCGUCUUCACCUGGCCUGUCCGUUGGGAUUGAAGAGGCAGCCGGGGUUUAG